CCCAGUAAAGUGGCCUCAGUACGGUUAAGACCUACGCUGCAGCCAUCUCCUGUCACGAAGGGUGUGGUGACAGGACUGUGUUUAUUCAACUGUUGGUGAAGCGUUUCUGAAGAGGGUGCAGAGACACAGACCGGUGUCACGGCCUGUCGCUCCACAGUGGGAUUUGGCUGCCCUCUCUGUGGCCCCGUAGCGUCUCGUGGUGCUUUCAGACCAAAAGCGAAGUGAGCGUUUGGGGCGAGGACUAGUAAGCAAAGGGAAAAAGAGAAAAUGGACAGUUUUAAAUUACGGAAAGCUGAACCCAACGAUGUGUCUGAUAUCCUACGACUCAUAAAGGAACUUGCUAAAUUUGAAGAGAUGGAGGAGAAGGUCAUGCUGACAGAGAAAGAGCUACUUGAAGACGGCUUUGGGGAUCAUCCAUUCUACCACUGCUUAGUUGCUGAGGUCCCAAAAGAGCAGAGCUCAGAAGGAUACACUGUGGUUGCCUUUGCCAUGUAUUACUUCACAUAUGACCCUUGGAUUGGAAAGCUUCUAUACUUGGAGGACUUCUUCGUCAUGCAGGAAUUUCGUGGUCUUGGCAUUGGUUCAAAAAUCCUGAAGGUUCUGAGUGAGACUGCAGUGAAGACUCGCUGUAGCAGCAUGCACUUCAUUGUAGCAGAAAACAACACAAAGUCUAUUGAGUUCUACAAGCGGAGAGGAGCAGCUGAUCUCUCCUCUGAGGAGGGCUGGCGUCUUUUUGAGAUUGAAAAGAGGGAUCUACUGAAAAUGACUGCCAAAUAGAGUUUACUGUCACUUGUACUGCCUGUUGGUGAUAACAAUAAUCAUGUUUUGUUUGAUCAGUGAUUUGACACAGUUUUAAUAAACACAUUUAAAAAUCAA
Messenger RNA from Micropterus dolomieu (smallmouth bass), 876 nucleotides. Its product is annotated as diamine acetyltransferase 1-like. The coding region runs from base 268 to 777 and encodes 169 amino acids. The record is from RefSeq and is a predicted model, not a curated record. Gene Ontology annotation, molecular function: N-acetyltransferase activity. Lineage: Eukaryota; Metazoa; Chordata; Actinopteri; Centrarchiformes; Centrarchidae. The transcript is spliced from 7 exons.